Messenger RNA from Didymodactylos carnosus, 366 nucleotides. NCBI's taxonomy places the organism in Eukaryota, Metazoa, Rotifera, Eurotatoria, Philodinida, Philodinidae. The record is from the annotation of a GenBank genome assembly.
AUGCCCAGUAUACCGCGUAGUUUUCAGUCCAAUGCUGAUCAAUCAGCAAUCGAGCGUAUUCGUGGACAAUCAGAUGCAGUUCGUUCACAAUAUAUCAUUGAUAUAUUCUGUCACUUUUUUGGCGAUGGUAUGAAAGAUAAUCCGACAGCAUUUCGUGGACGAUUUCGAAAAAUGGCUAAGUCAGCUUUUAAUUUCUAUCGUGGUAGUGCCGUUCUAUUUUAUCAAGAUUUAAAAGUGGAUAAUGAUAAAUGGAUUCAUGAAAACGCAGCCGAUCAUAUAUUUAUACAUGUAAGUUUAGAAUUAUUUUUGAUUUCCGUCCGAGAAAAAUAAAUUAUAGUUUUUGACAAUUUUAUGACUACUAUCCCC